AGACGGUCUAAAACCAUGGUGUUAUACGAUGAUGACAAGUGUACGUCUAAUAAUAACACUGUCCCUCCUAAGUCCUCACUUUACACUAUUAUAAGUAAAGCCACCCCUUACUCUCUUUCUUAUCUCUAUCUAGUAUCUAUCUAUUCGCUCCAUUCUGUUUUUUUUAUAGUAUCAAUCAUCAUCAACUCUCAAUCACUCUUGAAAAUGUCUUGCUGUGGUGGUAACUGUGGUUGCGGAUCUAACUGCGGUUGCGGCAGUGGCUGCGGAGGAUGCAAGAUGUUCCCUGAUUUCGUGGAGAACAGCUCUAACCCCACCGUUCUCGUCUCCGGUGUUGCCCCCAAAAUCUCGUUCUCUGAAGGAGCAGAGAGUGGAGUAGCUGCGGAGAAUGGGUGCAAGUGUGGUGCCAACUGCCAAUGCGAUCCAUGCAACUGUGGCAAAUGAAUACCAUCUUAAUUUUAAUCUUAAUUAAUUAAGAUGAAGAUAUAAUUAAACUAAUUAAUGUUUCUGUGUUAUGUUUCUGGGAUUAUUAUUAUUGUGGUGUAUAAGCCAAACUCUUAAUUAGGCUUAGAAUAAUCGUAUUAUCGCAGCCGUAUGAUAUGAUAUGAUAUCGUGUUGUAUGUGAUGUUUACUUUAUUUAUACCGGUUGGACUAAUGAUAAUAUUGUGUUUGUUUUAAAUUA
Chenopodium quinoa (quinoa) is the source of this 679-nucleotide messenger RNA. RefSeq names its product metallothionein-like protein type 2. Lineage: Eukaryota; Viridiplantae; Streptophyta; Magnoliopsida; Caryophyllales; Amaranthaceae. Bases 16 to 441 code for a protein of 141 amino acids. Gene Ontology annotation, molecular function: metal ion binding. The transcript is spliced from 3 exons. The record is from RefSeq and is a predicted model, not a curated record.